AAAAAUGACAGUAAUACAACACAUGUUUGAUUGCUUUUCAUUGAAUGUGAAUGUUCCAAUGAAUAUUAUAUUUUGUACAAAUGUAUCAAGCCAUCAGGCAACUUUUUUUUUUUGAUCGGAAAUUUUUGUAAACUUUUCCAUAAACAUAAUUGUUUGAAAUACCUUUAACGUCAGCUUAAUGUUUAAGUGACUUUUGUAAUCAUGCUGAUUCAAUGGCUGUUCCAACACUGAAAUUUAAUUUAAGUGAGUUUCUGGAAGAGAUAAACGCAUUAAAAAAUCUUCUUAAAAACAAAGAUGAAUUAAUACAAAAUCUUCAGAAGGAACUUUUGCUCUUAAGAAAACAAAAUGAAACUUUAGAGACAUCAAAUUCCCUUCUGUUACAUGAUCUGUCUCAUCUGAAUGAUGCAGUAUCUUCUAUUUGGAAUGCUUUUUCGGAAUUACAUAGUAAUGAAGAUGUUAAAAAGAAAUUGGAAGAAGAAAAGAAGAAUUUGAAGUCACAGUUGGAAAUGGUAGAAAAGCUUCACCAUGAAGAAGUAGCAAAAAUGAAAGAAGAAGCAGAGACACUGAAAUUUGCGUACGAACUCGAGACAACCCGGUGCUCAGAAAGAACCCGGAGAGAAGAAUCGGAAAAGCUUAAAGAAUGUGCAAGAAAAUUUGCAGAAAAGGAAAAAGAGGUUUUCAAUUUGGAAGAAAAAAUUAGAAAAUUGAAUGCAGAAAAGGAGGAAGAAAUUUUGAAAAUUAAACUCGAAAAUGAAGAAAAGAUUGAGAAAUUGAAAACCCAACUGUCAAAGACUAAAAAAGCGUCCGCAUCUCUUGGCUUGAAAAAUGAUGAUGUAUUCAGACAGAAAUACGUGAAACUGGAGAAAGAGUCCCGUGAAGAGACGGCUCGAUUGAAGGAAGAAAUCGAAAAGUUGCGAAAUGGGGUUACUCGAGAUGACAACCACCCCUUGUUAUUAUUGCUCGAUCGUCCCGACGAAGAAUCGCAUACAGAGCUUAAAAGGAAGAGGCUAGAACCGAAACAUUUCAGUCCAAGAAAGAAUCCCGUCAAGGCAAUGGAGCCACGAAUUUUGCCUAAAAAGAAAUUAUUCAAUCCGAACUUAAACUAUUUUGAAAAAUAGGAUGUAACUGAACUUUUGUAUAUAUGAAGUUAUCUUUUUUCCCCUUGCUGAAUCUACUGAUUUUAAGGUGCAUAUUCUUCAGCAUAGAAUAAACAUCGGACUCGCCUUUUCCCCUACAAUGUCUGUUUGCCUUUUUUGUUAUUGGUUUUGAAACACCCGGAAUAAGUGAUAAGUAUUAUAUUUCUAA
This is a messenger RNA of Uloborus diversus, 1305 nucleotides long. RefSeq names its product golgin subfamily A member 6-like protein 26. The record is from RefSeq and is a predicted model, not a curated record. NCBI's taxonomy places the organism in Eukaryota, Metazoa, Arthropoda, Arachnida, Araneae, Uloboridae. The coding region runs from base 213 to 1118 and encodes 301 amino acids. The transcript has 8 exons.